AUGUCAAUUUCCAUUUAUUACAAGUAAUAAGAAAACGUAAAUGCCUUACUUACCUAUCAAGGAGGAAAUUAGGAAGUUUGGCGUCAGAUGAAAAAAAUCUUCUCCGCCUUCAAUCGUCUCCAUCUUUCAAAGGCACCCCCGAUACAAAUCCUCAUUUUGUUCCUGGCUUUGUCAUGAAUAAGUUGAGAAUCGUAACAACGCUUUUUAGAUUUACUAAGGUCUGACAUGUUUAGUAACUUUACCAGUGGCAGUAGUUAGACAAAGAGGGCGGUGCGUAUCUGGCAACCUGGAUGUGACACACUCACAGACUUUCUAAUUGGUCAAACGGUUCAGGGCGGGGUAUCGAAAUGAAAACAAUAACAAGAUUUCGGGGCUGUAAAUCUAAUUUUGAAAUGAGCAUAUCCCGGCUGAACUACCGUUAUCAGUUAUAAAGGUAUUCAAAAAGAACAUGAUUUAUUAAUGCCUUUUGACAUACCAGGGCCAUUUAAUAAUGACUUGACAUUAAAUUAUUACAUAUGGCUCCUUUAACAUCUUUUUACACUUGUAUCAGGCUUAGGAAUGUUCCAUUUUUACUACUAAAUCUUAAAUGAAGGUGACAGUUUGACCCUGGAACAGAUUGUUUUAAAGCAUGAGCGCAGUGCAGCGAGUGAAACGUGAAGCGCCACAAAUUGAGCAUGUAUUGUGGGUGUGAGUGACGAAGGAAAUGUUUAUUUCUUGCCUUGUGAGAUAAAAGCAACAGCAGUUUUUCCCAGAGGAAGAAAAGGGGCGGAGUCUUGCCCGGUUUGUCAUAAAGUCUCUGAGUCAAGCAGACUGGACUCAGUGAGACAUGAGGACACAUGAUCAUCAGCAGCAUCAAAGGUCAGUUUCCAGAUGUAAUCCUACGUCUUCGUGGGUUUAUUUUUUUUCUGUCUCUGCUUUUGAGCAGCUUCACCAUGUGACCCCCUCCUGGCGCCACCAUGGAGGACUUCCUACCUGGUCCCCACAACAUGUCCUGGUCCAACUGCACCAACGCCACCCGGGCCAACCCUUUGAAACGCAACGACGAGGUGGCCAAAGCCGAGGUGGCCGUGCUGGUUCUGGUUCUGCUGCUGGCCCUGGGCGGCAACCUGAGCGUCCUGUGGGCCGUGCACGCCGCCAAGCAGCGCCAGUCUCGGAUGCUCUACUUCAUGUGGCACCUGAGCAUCGCCGACUUGGUGGUGGCGGUCUUCCAGGUGCUCCCACAGCUCAUUUGGGACAUCACGUUCAGGUUCUACGGGCCCGACGUGCUGUGCCGGCUGAUUAAGUACUCCCAGGUGGUGGGCAUGUUUGCGUCCACCUACAUGCUGGUGCUGAUGUCCAUCGACAGGUGCUUGGCCAUUUGUCAGCCGCUCAGACCGGCGCACACCACAAGGGACCGCAUGUGCGUGGGCAUGUCCUGGUUGCUCAGUCUCAUCUUCAGCACGCCUCAGGUGUACAUCUUCUCCAUGCAGGACGUCGGGGACGGCGUGUACGACUGCUGGGGGGACUUUGUGCAGCCGUGGGGGGCCAAGGCCUACGUGACCUGGAUGAGCCUGAGCAUCUACAUCCUCCCUAUGGGCGUCCUCAGCGUCUGCUACGGUCUGAUUUGCCUGAAAAUAUGGCAGAACUUCAACCUCAAGACCAGGAAAGAACACUUCCUGGCUCAGGCCCCCAAGGGCGCGCACCACCUGUGUCGCGUGAGCAGCGUCAGGCUCAUAUCCAAGGCCAAGAUACGCACCGUCAAGAUGACUUUUGUGGUGGUGCUGGCCUACGUCUUGUGCUGGACUCCUUUUUUCUUUGUCCAGAUGUGGUCUGCCUGGGACCCUGCAGCUCCCAGAGAAGACGCAGCCUUCAUCAUCGCCAUGUUGCUAGCCAGUCUGAACAGCUGCUGCAACCCUUGGAUCUACAUGUUCUUCGCGGGUCACAUGUUCCAGGGCGUGACGCACGGCUUCGUCUUCUGCUGCUGCUCUUGCAGCCGCUUCCUGUCCGCCUCCUCCGGCAGCAGCCAUCACAACAUCAUCAACACCAGCAGCAGACAGAGGAGCUCGGCACACACGUCCAGCACACACACGGACGCAACAUAACAACAUAUUCUCCCAUCAUUUGUCGUAUGAUAUGAAAGCCAAGACAAGUUUCAUAAUUAAUAGAAAUAUGAAAUAUGAUUAUUAAUGCUGUAAAUUGAUCAUGGUUACAGUAUAACACACAUUAAAUCCUACAAGAUGCAAUGGACAGUAAACUACUGAGAGGUGUCCCUAAUAAUGUGUCCAUCUCCCUGGAACAAAGUAGAAAAAAACUCCCCAGAAGGCAAAAAUUAUGAAUCAGCACCUCCAAGUCCGAGUCCAUGGUUCUCGCCUGGAAAAGGGUGGAGUGCCAUCUCCGGGUUGGGGAGAAGAUCUUGCCCCAAGGGGAGGAGUUCAAUUACCUCGGAGUCUUGUUCGCGAGUGAAGGAAGACUGGAUCGUGAGAUCGACAGGCGGCGUCUUCAGUAAUGCGGACGCUGUAUCGAUCCGUUGUGGUGAAGAAGGAGCUGAGCCGGAAGGCAAAGCUCUCGAUUUACCGGUCGAUCUACGUUCCCAUCCUCACCUAUGGUCAUGAGCUUUGGGUUAUGACCAAAAGGACAAGAUCACGGGUACAAGCAGCCGAAAUGAGUUUCCUACGCCGGGUGACGGGGGCUCUCCCUUAGAGAUAGGGUGAGAAGCUCUGUCAUCCGGGAGGAGCUCAAAGUAAAGCCGCUGCUCCUCCACAUCGAGAGGAGCCAGAUGAGGUGGUUCGGGCAUCUGGUCAGGAUGCCACCCGAACGCCUCCCAAGGGAGGUGUUUCAGGCACGUCCGACCGGUAGGAGGCCACGGGGAAGACCCAGGACACGUUGGGAAGACUAUGUCUCCCGGCUGGCCUGGGAACGCCUCAGGAUCCCCCGGGAGGAGCUGGACCAAGUGGCUGGGGAGAGGGAAGUCUGGGCUUCUCUGCUUAGGCUGCUGCCCCCGCGACCCGACCUCGGAUAAGCGGUAGAAGAUGGAUGGAUGGAUGGAUUGAUCUAAAGUUUGCCGACUUCAUUCUCUUUCUGUAUGACGGAUAUUCCUAUUAUUUAUGCA
Messenger RNA from Nerophis lumbriciformis (worm pipefish), 3088 nucleotides. RefSeq names its product isotocin receptor-like. Gene Ontology annotation, biological process: G protein-coupled receptor signaling pathway; regulation of systemic arterial blood pressure by vasopressin; cellular response to hormone stimulus. The record is from RefSeq and is a predicted model, not a curated record. Lineage: Eukaryota; Metazoa; Chordata; Actinopteri; Syngnathiformes; Syngnathidae. Gene Ontology annotation, cellular component: plasma membrane. Gene Ontology annotation, molecular function: vasopressin receptor activity; peptide binding; oxytocin receptor activity.